AGCAGCAGCUAGCUCAGCAGUUUUGCGGAGGGUUUUAACCACUCCUCUCAGAAGAUGCGCUGUCUUUUAAUUUUGUAGUUAGUUUCUCCAGUGCAAAUGAGUCGGUAGAUGGUGGAAUGGUGUCGGACAAUGGAAACGGUUGACGUGUCGCUUAGAGAGCAACUUUUUCACAAUCGUGUUCGAGAAACCAUAAUCUGUGUCCUCCUGUUUACAUGCCUUUAUAUAGUGUCCUACCUCAUCCUCACCCACUUUAAGAAGACUGCAGAGUUUGUGACAGAUGAUAUUGAAGAUGCCACCGUCAACAAAAUUGUGCUGUGGUUGUGCACAUUCACCCUGUCUGUUGCGGUUUGUGCUGUGCUCCUUCUCCCCAUCUCCAUUCUGUCCAACGAGGUGCUGCUCAUCUUCCCACAGAGUUACUACAUGCAGUGGCUCAAUGGAUCUCUUAUCCGUGGUUUGUGGAACCUAGUUUUUCUCUUCUCUAAUUUGUCCUUGGUCUUCCUGAUGCCCUUUGCCUACUUCUUCACUGAGUCUGAGGGAUUUGCAGGAUCCAAGAAGGGCGUAAUGGCACGAGUGUAUGAAGCAGUUGUGCUGCUGUUGUUGCUGGCACUGCUGGUAUUUGGCAUUGUGUGGGUGGCAUCAGCCCUCCUACAUGACAGUAUGGCCAGGAAGAGCCUCUAUGGUGAGUUGCCUGUAAUAUACCAGAAAUCCUUUCAUUUUCAUUUAUUUAUUUUGUUUGUUUGUUUAUAUUUAACCAGGAAAUGGGAAAUUAAAAUUGUUCUUUCUUUGCAGCUGUUGGAAAAUAUCGAAGAGACUUGGAGCUGCACCACAUUUGAGGAAAACUCUCUCUCCAGGAAACUCAAUUGUGGUGGUACAUCAUGCUGGGUCAGAUUGGACACGGAGGCGAUAAGGACAAAGUAUCAAACUGUUCAUAGCAAACGCGUUGCUUUGGACACGCGUCGGAAAGCUUCUCCAUGGCAGAGAAAUCUUGGAUACCCACUGGCUAUGCUUACGCUCCUUGCACUGACGGUGAUUUGUGUUCUGAUGGUCUGUUUCAACGUGUUUGAGUUGAUUUUUGAUGAGUCAGCUAUGCCCAGAGGAAUGGAGGACCCUCACCUGGGAAUGGCUUCCUUUUCCAUGUUCGGCUCACUGGGUGCUGCAGUUCAAGUCGUCCUCAUCCUCUAUCUCAUGGUGUCUUCAGUGGUGGGCUUUUACAGCUCUCCUCUUUUCACCUGCUUGUUGCCUCGCGCACAGGACACCAACCUCACACAGAUAAUUGCAAACUGUGUUGCACUUCUUAUUCUGAGCUCGGCGCUGCCUGUGUUUUCACGCACACUUGGGAUCACCCGCUUUGACCUGCUGGGAGACUUUGGCCGUUAUAACUGGCUGGAGAACUUCUACAUCGUCUUCCUGUACAAUAUGAUGUUUGCAGGCCUCACUUCUGCCUCCCUCAUCAAGACUGUCACCUGGGCAGUCCAGAGAGAGCUCAUCCGUGCCUUUGGUCUCCACAGACUGCCUUUAACCAUGUCACGCUCCACAGUCCCCUUCAGACUCCUUUUGGCCAGCGGACUCUCUAAAAUGCAUUGACUAUCUCUCUCAUAACAGCCUUUUUCUUAACCCUGAGAACCUGAGCUCCUUAAAACAUACACAACUGGAUAAAAAAAUCGUGUACGGCUCAGCCUUUUCAGAUUGGGUUGAGUGGUCUCGUGAAGAAGCUGGAGUUUGCACUGCAUCCAGUGGAACCUUUGCCUGAAAUGGUUUACCACUAUAUCAGGCUCUGUGUUUUUGUGCAAAGAAGGACUUGCAAGAAUGUGUAUAUCCCAGCUAACCGACGGAGGAGGGCAGUCAGAAUUUUGAACUUUUCCCCCGUUAACACAUAACAUCAUAAGGCAAUGAUGUUGAAGAAAGAGACAGAUGUGAACACAAUUCAAAGCAGAUCUGGGUCACCAUUAAUAUGCAUUCAGUUCUUCCCUUACCCAGGGACCAUCUCUUUUGGACCAUCUCAAAAGGACAUCACCUUUUGAGAUAUCUUGCCUGCACACAAACACAAUAAACUCCGCCCUCCUCUGUUGACAUUGGUUAUUGUGUGUAUGAAAGGAAGAGGAAUGAAAGGGAUUGAUAUUAACCAAGCAACGCCGUCACAGUGCUGCUGCUCUGUUGACAUUCAGUAUGUGAAAGUCAGAGUUAUUUUGAAAUAUUACAUAGUCGCUGUGACACAGUUUCCUUUUCCUGCUUUGCUUGAUUGAGUGCCCUCUCGUCUGCGGCCUCCCCAUGCUUUCCUCUCUUGCGUACCAGUAUUUUUAAGACCAGGAAUGUGACUGCCGUGUAUUUUAUGGGGAACUAUCGGCAGUGGGGCUUUUAUAUUGAUAAAUAUUCUUACCAGAAUCAGAGUCAUUCUGCAGCUCCACAGGAAAUACGAGUGAGGUACAAGUCUCAGGGCUUGAGCAGCUUUGCAAGCUGACAUUAUGUUUAAAGUGCAUUUAAUGGUGGUUAUACAUGAGAUCUUGUUGUUGCCUUACUAAGUCUCUUGACCACUACAUUGAGAAAAAGAAAACUAUAGUUUGUCUUGUGCAAGAUUGCUGAAUGAUGCAAACCACAAGGAGGAAUUUCUGCCUUUGACCAAUCAGACUGUGAUUUAUUUAGAAAACGGAGGGGGGAAGUGCAAUAGAAGAGUUUUUUAUUAUUAUUAUUAUCAUCUUUGUUAUAUUUUGGGAGCAUUGGGUGAGUUUUUAGGGGUGGGACCUGUAACCCUGCUCCUGUAGAAUAUCUGACCUGCACAUUUUCUUUCGUUCUCAACUACAGCUUUCAUAAUCUGGCGUAUUCAACCAAUCAGUAGCUGCCAAAGACCAGACUUGGCUAAUCAGGUAUGUGUGGACCAGGGAAUGACAGAAAAUAUGCGGAGCAAGUGCUUUCCAUGGUCAGACACUCUACAGGUGGUUACAGAUAUUUUAAGCCAAAAGCAAAUGUGACUAUCAAUCUGUAUGAUCCUGUCCGUCACUUUAUUUUGUAAUGAUGUACUUUCUGUAAUGUUUACCGAGUUUGUCAUUAUCCUUAAUGUGAUGGUGAUCCUGUGACACCGGCAGCCUUUGCUGUAUCAGCAGGUUUAUUAUUGGUUACGGUGACCAGCAGGGGGCAGUGUGUCUCAAACCGUGUGUGUGUGUGUGUGUGUGUGUGUGUGUGUGUGUGUGUGUGUGUGUGUGUGUGUGUGUGUGUGUGUGUGUGUGUGUGUGUGUGUGUGUGUGUGUGUGUGUGUGUGUGAGAGAGAGAGAAUUGUGAGGUUAUGUGAAAACCUCCGAGGUUUACUAAGUUCAUGCUGGCUGGGAUUUUUUCUUUUUGUUUUUUAAUGUUUUGGGGUGACAGUUGAUCGUGUGCUGUAUGACAUUAUGGGCAUGUUGUUGGAAUGGAGCAUCUGUAUGUCGCAUGUUCAUUUAUGAGUGAUUGUUUAAAAAAUAAUGUGUGAUUUGGUUGAGACAGUCUUUUGAGUUUUUGCAGGUGGAAAUGGUGGUAUAUGAUUUGAUUUUGAAUGGUGUCUUCUUAAAACACUUUUAAACUAUUGUUGUGAGCAGAAAGCAAUAAAAUGUCUGUUUUUAA
Messenger RNA from Thalassophryne amazonica, 3588 nucleotides. It is a transcript of the gene lmbr1l, whose product is annotated as limb development membrane protein 1-like. Gene Ontology annotation, molecular function: transmembrane signaling receptor activity. The record is from RefSeq and is a predicted model, not a curated record. NCBI's taxonomy places the organism in Eukaryota, Metazoa, Chordata, Actinopteri, Batrachoidiformes, Batrachoididae. The coding region runs from base 109 to 1584 and encodes 491 amino acids. Gene Ontology annotation, biological process: signal transduction; receptor-mediated endocytosis. The transcript is spliced from 15 exons.